GGAGCUAAGCUUCGUGUGUGGAGGACGGCCUACCCACUUAUUCUCUUUCUCUCUCUUCUCUUUAAUUUUCUCUUUCUCUCUCUUCAAUUCUCUUUUUUUUCUUCCUUUCUCUCUCUCAAAUGAUCAUACGAGGAAGAUGAUGAUCACCAAAACACAAAAUUAUGAAUGUUGCAUGUGUGGAGACCAUGGCCUUUCUUAUGAACUCUUUCGUUGCAAAGUUUGUCAUUUCAGAUCUCAACACAGGUAUUGUAGCAAUCUAUACCCAAAAGCGGAAUCAUAUAGAGUAUGCAAUUGGUGCCUAAUUCAAAAGGAUAAUGAUAAUUAUCAUCAACAAGAAAUUACUCCCACUUCCACCACAACAACAACAUCAAAUAAUUCCAACUCUCCUUCACAAACAAGGCCUACAAAGAAGUUCAUCAACAACAAUAACAACAACAACAAUGUUUUCGGGCCGAAAAUCGGCAACGGGGCCAAAAACUUGAAGCCUAUAAGCCCAAUAAAGAAGCCCGACAAGAUACCGGAAACUCGAUCGCCUUCGGGCCGUAAAAGGAUCAUCAACGGAGGAGGCCCGGCCCAUGUUGAAGAGAAGUUGAGGAGGACCAAGUCAGAAGAAGUGUCAAACAAUAAUAAUUCAAGUGGUAGUAGUAGAAGUAGUGGUGGCGCCGCCAGCGGCGGUGGUGAUGGUGGGCCAGCUGUUAUCAAACAUGUCUUUAGAAACAAGGUGAGAAGGUAUAAGCUUUUGGAUGAGGUUUCUAGUUGACAUUUCUACAUAAUUAACUUCUUUAAUUAUCAAAUACUAAGUAAAAUUACUAUUAAUUAAUAAGUACUUAAUAUCGUAAUUAUCUUCUACUUCGUAACUUUUUUUUUUUUCCUUGAGCGAAUGAGCCACAAGAUCAAUAUAAAUCAUAAAUAAGAUCGGGAUUCGAACUUGAGAACUAUCAACACAACCACUCAGUCUUAAUCAUUAGGUUAAGGCCUCAAUUGAUGUAAUUAUCGUCUAGCUAGCUCCCACAAAUAUACUUGUGGGAUAAUUUCGGAUUUUCUUUUUUAUUUUUAUUUUCUAGAUCAAAGAAAUGGAGAAAAGAAUUAUGAGGAAGUAAGAGAAGGUUCAAUGAAUGGAACAUCUUGAUAACGUACGUAUUGUAAAUGUAUGGGAAUCCGAGUUUUGAGAUAUUUUUUUUAAAUCUAUAUAUCUAAACUAAGGGAUUCUAUA
Messenger RNA from Spinacia oleracea (spinach), 1213 nucleotides. RefSeq lists its product as uncharacterized. The record is from RefSeq and is a predicted model, not a curated record. Lineage: Eukaryota; Viridiplantae; Streptophyta; Magnoliopsida; Caryophyllales; Amaranthaceae. The coding region runs from base 137 to 760 and encodes 207 amino acids. The transcript is spliced from 2 exons.